Messenger RNA from Xenopus laevis (African clawed frog), 1085 nucleotides. Its product is annotated as hepatocyte cell adhesion molecule. NCBI's taxonomy places the organism in Eukaryota, Metazoa, Chordata, Amphibia, Anura, Pipidae. The transcript is spliced from 3 exons. The record is from RefSeq and is a predicted model, not a curated record. The coding region runs from base 393 to 1085 and encodes 230 amino acids.
AAAUAGGAGAAGGACUGAACGGGUAAUUUGAAAAAGUAAUAAAAUUUCAGGCUCCCAGAGGAAUAGAUUUUGAGAUGCCGGGGUCACAGGCGCAAUAGUUAAUAAUGUUCUUGUCCCAAUGACAUAAAGUGACCCACGGCAUGAGCGCACCCACCCAUUUAAUGUUUUUAUUUAUAUAUAUAGUUAGUUAUGGGAAAAUUAGAAGGAAGGUGGGGGUGGGUGAGUGGGUGAGUAGCACCUUUGAAUAUGUUCCUGCCCUAAUUCUACGGUGGGGAUAUAUAUAUAUACUGUGACCCACUACUGAGAGUUUGUUCCUUCUUUAUUUCCUCUGUCACUUGCUCAGCAUCCUGGCGCAGCUCACAGGUCCGUAAUGCACCUUUAAUUGCAGCAGCAUGUCCGUCCCGGGUGUUGCACUUCUGCUGCUGCGUCUGUUCAUCAUAACAGGAUCCUGUGAAGCCCUCAAUAUUUCUGCCUCUCAGCCACAUGUGCGAGGGACCAGGAACAACUCCCUUCUGCUCUCCACAACCUACAAUUUUCCCCCAGAGACCAACUGGAUCCAAAUCAAAUGGGAGCUCCUGGAACCCAAAACGGAACUGGUCAGAUGCUCCAUACACAAACCAAACUCUGCCAGUGAGGAAGAAAGCCUGAGAAUCAAAACGUUCCCACCUGAAGGAUUCGAGGGGCGCAUGCAAAUCAUCCCAGAAAAUGGUUCUUUGGUUAUUCGUCACCUGACACAGAGUGAUAAUGGCGUCUAUCAAGUGACACUACGAGAUUCAAAGAUUGUUGUAUCCACAACCAUCAACGUCACGGUGGAAGAUCCUGUGAAGUCAACAAGCUCUGUGUUGGAACAUGCUCCAGUCAUUCCUAAUAACACAGAAACUAGGAUGGAAAACCAAAUGGCACCAUAUUGCUUCUGCACAAGCAACUCCAGCAGCAUAAGUAUGCCCACCUCCGCUGGCAUUGUCCUCGGCAGCCGAAUAUUCACAAUACUCUUUACAUUAGCCGUCUUCUUUGGCCUUGGCUCGGACAAGAAGCCGCCCAGGAGAUAUAUAAGGAAGUAUUAUGGGCCCCGUGGCAUUCAGUGA